Penicillium daleae is the source of this 3393-nucleotide messenger RNA. RefSeq names its product CDC5/polo family serine/threonine-protein kinase. Gene Ontology annotation, cellular component: nucleus; centrosome; spindle pole body. Gene Ontology annotation, molecular function: protein kinase activity; protein binding; ATP binding. The record is from RefSeq and is a predicted model, not a curated record. NCBI's taxonomy places the organism in Eukaryota, Fungi, Ascomycota, Eurotiomycetes, Eurotiales, Aspergillaceae. The coding region runs from base 1 to 3393 and encodes 1130 amino acids. The transcript is spliced from 3 exons. Gene Ontology annotation, biological process: mitotic cell cycle; protein phosphorylation; regulation of cytokinesis.
AUGGAAGCCCUUUCACCUCGGACAACGAACCAGAUGAUAAAGCCCAAGGCGCCAAUGGAUCGGAAAGCGGGGGACAAGCCCACAGGCACCGCGGCGCCAAAGUCGUCAUCAGCGUCUAGGAACCAUGCAGAUCCACCACCAUCAAUAGUCACGGAGCCCGAGGAGGAUGCAGAACAAUACUCCAUUGGUGGAUUCUUGGGGAAGGGAGGAUUCGCAGUCUGUUACGAGGGCACAUUGGCGCGCAAUGGUCGCGUGUUUGCGAUGAAAGUCGUCAAGUCACAAAUGCCACAGAAAAAGAUGGAAGAGAAGUUCCGAACAGAGCUUCAAAUCCAUUCGAAAAUGCGUCACCCCUUCAUCGUCCAAUUUUAUCGCGCCUUUGCCUUUGAACAAAGCACAUAUGUCGUCCUCGAGUUAUGCCCGAAUGGCUCGGUGAUGGAUAUGGUUCGAAAACGACGGUGUCUGAGUCUACCAGAAGUGAGGCGUUUUAUGAUUCAGCUGUGCGCAGGCGUAAAGUACCUACAUAAGCGAUUCGUUGCACACCGCGACUUGAAAAUGGGAAACUUGUUCCUUGACCGUAACAUGAACAUCAAAAUCGGAGACUUUGGCCUUGCUGCAAUGAUCUUAUCUGACAAGGAUGCGAAGCGGCGGAACACUUUGUGCGGGACACCAAAUUACAUUGCGCCCGAGGUUCUUGACAAGAGCAAGGGCGGCCAUACCCAGAAGGUCGAUAUUUGGUCAUUGGGUGUUAUAUGCUUUGCGAUGCUCACCGGAUACCCACCCUUCCAAUCAAAAACGCAAGAAGAGAUUUACAAAAAGGUCCGGAAUUUGGCCUACGUAUGGCCGAAAGAAUCCGAACACUCAAAUUUUAUACCCGAGGAGGCGAAAGAUCUAGUCAGUGCCUGCUUGAACCUGAUAGAUGAGGAACGACCGGACCCCGAUGAUAUUGUCGAGCAUCCUUUUUUCAACAUGUAUGACGGCUGCAUUCCUCGCCAAUUGGACCCAGCAUGUCGAUUCAACAAGCCGAUCUGGCUUAAAGACCAGUCACCCCGAGGCGAUUCCAUGGUUAAGGGCUAUGGGCUCGACUCGGAUGAGAAGCUUCGUGCCUACGUCUAUCAAGUAGAUGAUCCGAACCAACGCUAUCACUCUUGCAAGGCCGCGUUCUAUUCUCUAUGCGGCGUCGGUAGAAAGCCCGAUGGAACUGCUCGCAAGUCAGUCGGUCGCAAUUGCUCAAAAUCUGCAUACUCAGAGUGCGAGACGGAGGAUGCGAGAGGUCUUCGGCCUGUCGUGCCAUUGCCUAUGGACUUCGUGUAUCGAUGGCCUCAUGAAAUUGAGGGUGACUGGUGUCUUAUGGAGAGCUCUCGCAAAACGAUCCGUGCGGAAGAUUCAGCGCUGGAUAAUAGCACUUUGUCUCGGCGGAGCGUGUCGGUUCGCACCAACGCAGUUGCAACUACCCGAACGAAUGCCGCGCUUGCGGCUGCCCAGCAACGCAGGAUGGAGGGACAGAACCACGCCGCGACGCUUCGUCAACAAGCUCGCCCUGGAAUGGCUUCUGUGCGAAAGGCGCCCGCUCUACCUGACUUUGCAGAGCCAACGGUCAAAUCUUACCGAGACACAAAGGAGCCCGAACCCACGUCUUUGCCAAGUUCGGGCGUGCCUCCUAGCGGGCUUGCUGAGCGGCCAAUUCGCACGCGACGAAUGGUGUCAGCUUCCAAUGCCCCCACCCUGCGCGAGAAUGUUGUUCCUCAACUGGCCAAAUCAACCAGCAUGCCUUCCGGCCUUACGAUCGGUAAAACACGAUCGCAAUCCCGGAGGUUGGAAGCUGCCAACCAAGGGCCACAGCCUUCGAUCCCUACCGGUGACGCCAAGUUGUCCGCAGUGGUGGAGGAGCGACGAACUAUAAGCCGUCAGGCGUCUUUGCGAUCCGUGUCGCGUUCUGAUUUGAAAAUCACUGCUGAGCGAGUCGAACGACCUAGGCCUAGCCCGACCGAGUCAACUUUCUCCUCUGCUCAGCACACCAAGUCUACAUCUCAAUCACAGGGACUUACUCGAACCGAUAGCAAGUCCAACAAAGCUCGCUCUAGCCUGGGGCUGAGUCCCAUCUUCCAUCAAGAUGACGUCUGCCAGGAUCUGCCUGGUACUUCAUUGUCUGACGUGAACACCAAUCUGCGAUUGAUGUUGGCAAACUUGGUUACCCAGGGCCCCACCCGGCGCCGAGUCGGCUCCAGGAAGCAGCCUCACGCAUAUGUGAUUAAAUGGGUGGACUACACUAACCGAUACGGUAUCGGGUAUGUGUUGGACGAUGGCAGCGUGGGAUGCGUCUUCAAGGGGGAGAAUGGGCAGCCUGCCACGAGCGUUGUGGUUCGGGAUGGGGAGAGACAUAUUCGGCGCAAGGCACGAAGUGUUGAUACUCCCGAGGAAAAGGGCAUCCCGUAUUCCGAGGCAGAUCAACUUGUUCCUCGCGCCGGGGUCCCGGUGGAGUUUUACGAGAAUCGUGAUGAUAAUCUGCUUGGUUGCCGUGGUAUUCGACGAGCUUUGAUUGAUCCAUCCCUUUUUGAUGCUAAGAGCUCAAAGGUCAUGAAGCUUCGUGUCAACUCUGGGUCUGAGACUGAAAGGUCAGAUGUUGAGAAGAUCAAGCGGGUCAAGCUGGUCGACCAGUUUGGCAAAUACAUGAUCGGAUCUCUCGGUCGCCAUGGCGAUGAGGGUAUCACGGAUGAUACACCUGCCCAGAGUAGUGGCCAAUUCGUCAAAUUCUACCAGCGGCUUGGUAAUGUCGGUAUCUGGGGCUUUGGCGACGGCGCAUUCCAAUUCAACUUUCCCGAUCACACCAAACUCGUUCUUGCGCCUGGUCGCACACGCAGCUCUUCCCCAUGGAUUGACUUCUAUCACCUCUCCCCUUCUGCAGCUCGCUACUUCACCGCAAAGGGCAAGAUGCAUCCCUCGGGCUUUGAUACUCGGGCCGUCGCUUCAGAUGAAGCUGCUACAUUCCUUAGUAUCGCCAAUGGGGAAUCCAUCAAUUCCGUCGAGGACCGGAUUCGUGAUAUCCUAGAUGCGAACUCGUUCUUGCAAAAGAUAAGCUUCAUCAAGGAUGUUCUCAAAGGCUGGAUCAAGUAUGGACGACUUGGUGGUCGUCCAUCUCGCAGUCGAUCAGCAGCUGGAGAGGAGUCAGUACCCCCUGAGAUGUUCUGGCAAGGAACACAGGAUCGGUCAUCCGGUGGAAGCCAUGGGACGAAGUUUGUUUGGGUUACAGUCGGUGCGCCUGAUGGCGAUGGCGCAUAUCGAUCAAUCAUGCUGAAGGAUAGCGACAGGGAGAAGCUUGAGAAGAAGACUGGGAUGACUUAUGACAAAGAGAUGGACAUGCUCAAGGAACGGCUGAGAGUCAUGGGUCGCGAGUAA